CCGUCGUCGUCCUUGUCCACUCUCUUAAAUGUUUAUCCAAAAUAAUUCAAAUUUCGAUAAUAGCAGUGCUGCCGGCAGUGUUGGUGGUGGUGGCGGAGGAGGCGGUGGAGGUGUAGGUGUGGCUGCCCACAAUGCCCUCCUGGUAGAUGGUGAUGGCAGUGGAGGUGGUGAUGGUCUUAGUAGUAGUGAUGGCAAUGGUGGUGGUGGUGGUGGCAUCGUCCUUGGCAAUGGCAGUGACAGUGGUGAGGGGGUCCUGCUGGUUGGUGGCAGUAGCAUAAGUGUUAGCGGCGGCUCUGUGGAGGCCCACAGCGUGGGCGGCGACAGCAGCCUGAGCACAACUGCCAGCGAGGGUGGCGGUAGUCAAGAGUUAAUCUUUCCCCUUAGAUCGUCAUCGCGUUCCAGUGAUCCACAACAGCUGCAGCAGCAUCAGCAACAGCGGGAAAACAACAAUAAUUCCAAUACAAAACGUUCGUUCAAUCUGAAUCUCAGCUUUAGCAACAACAACAAUCGUAAACUGUUGAGCGUUGGUGGGGUCAGUGGUCAAAGUGUGGUUGGCGGUAUUGCCGGUGCUGCCGGAAGUGUGGCCCAGUCGUUUUGGAGUUCGGUAGCCUCGAAUGUCUCAGCCGCAUCGUCCUCCUCCUCAUCGUCGUCGUCGUCGUCAUCAUCGUCAAUAACCUCUUCGGCUUCACCCUCGGCCUUGGCCUCAUCCUCGACUCUUUCGUCGGAUGUUAGUAGUACCGGUGGUGGUGGCGGAAUCGGAGCUAGUGGCAUUGGUCGCGGUCCCGGUGUUGCCGGCAUCAUUGGUGGCGGCGGUGGCAUUGGCAUUGGACCCGGUGUCGUACAAAGGGUGUUCCUCAACACAAAACCAAAAAACAAAACCGAUUUGAAUUUAUCGCUCUGUGCGGCUGCCUCAGGUGGUGGUGCAGUAAAUAUCUCCAAUUCAGCAGCAGCAGCGGCGGCCUCAUCGUCGUCAUCAACCGUAGCGGCUGUGGGGAACAAUAUUUUGAACGUUCUCGAGCGUAAGGCGGCAACGUGUAUCUACAAAAUGGAUGUGGACUCCUCCGAUGAAAAUGGACCUCAAACAUUCCUCAACACAAACGAUAAUGAUGAUGAACUUAUUAAACAACUGCCAAAGGAAAUACUAUUACGUAUAUUUUCAUAUUUGGAUGUGGUUUCAUUAUGCAGAUGUGCACAGGUCUCCAAAUACUGGAAUAUCUUAGCUUUAGAUGGAUCCUGCUGGCAGAAAGUCGAUCUAUUUGAUUUUCAACGUGAUAUUGAGGGUCCCGUCAUAGAGAAUAUAUCCCAACGCUGUGGAGGAUUUUUAAAAUUUUUAUCGCUACGUGGUUGCAAAUCUGUGGGCGAUCAAUCAAUACAAACUUUAGCCGACUACUGCCACAACAUAGAACAGUUGGAUUUAUCGGAAUGCAAUAGAAUAACAGAUAUAUCGACCGAAUCGAUAAGUCGCCAUUGUUCAAAAUUAGCCUCCCUUAAUUUAGAAUCAUGUUCUAAUAUAACCGAUAAUAGUUUAAAAUAUAUUUCGGAUGGUUGUCCGAAUCUACAAGAAAUCAAUAUAUCAUGGUGUCAUUUAAUAACGGAAAAUGGUGUCGAAGCUUUAGCACGUGGUUGUAAGCAUUUGCGUAAAUUCUGCAGCAAAGGUUGUAAGCAGGUUAAUGACAAUGCCAUAACGUGUUUGGCCAAAUACUGUCCCAAUCUCAUGGUGCUCAAUUUACACAGUUGUGAGACCAUCACCGACUCAUCGAUACGACAAAUCGCCAGCAAUUGUCACAAUCUACAGAAGCUGUGCGUAUCCAAAUGUGCCGAACUGACCGAUCUAUCACUGAUGGCACUCUCCCAAAACAAUCCAUAUUUGAAUACUCUCGAAGUGUCGGGCUGUCGUAAUUUCACCGAUCUAGGCUUUCAGGCAUUGGGUAAAAAUUGUAAAUAUCUGGAGCGCAUGGAUUUGGAGGAGUGCAAUCAAAUAACCGAUUUGACGCUGGCACACUUGGCCACCGGCUGUCCAAGUUUAGAAAAAUUGUUUCUAUCGCACUGUGAACUGAUAACGGAUGAUGGCAUACGUCAACUGGCAGCUGGUAGUUGUGCAGCGGAAAGUCUAUCCGUCCUCGAAUUGGAUAAUUGUCCUUUAAUCACUGAUCGUACAUUAGAGCAUUUAGUUUCUUGUCAUAAUUUACAAAGAAUUGAGCUAUUUGACUGCCAACUGAUAACAAGAGCAGCAAUACGCAAACUAAAGCAACAUUUACCAAAUAUUAAAGUUCAUGCGUACUUUGCCCCAGUUACACCGCCACCAGUUACCACUGGACAACGACCACGUUAUUGUCGAUGCUGUGAGAUUUUGUGAGAUUCGGCCAUUGGCUUUGCGCGGAAACUGCUGUGCAAAGGCCCCACGGACUGAUGGUAUAUCUUUUCGACAAUUAUCCUGAUUAUCUUGACGAUAUUGGUGGCAUCGCUUUUGUUGGUACAUGUGUUCGCUGCUAUUUAUAAAUUGAAUAUUUGAGUUUGGUGGCAGAUGGCAAAAAAGAAUCCAAAGGACAACAUCAACAAAAACAACAAUAGAAACCAUAAUGACAACAACAACUACAACCUCUACAACAAGCAGCAUCAAGGGCGUAGGAAA
Molecule: messenger RNA, 2632 nt
Organism: Musca domestica (house fly)
Lineage: Eukaryota; Metazoa; Arthropoda; Insecta; Diptera; Muscidae
Product: F-box/LRR-repeat protein 20
Exons: 9
Coding region: 29-2356 (775 amino acids)
Biological process (GO): SCF-dependent proteasomal ubiquitin-dependent protein catabolic process
Cellular component (GO): SCF ubiquitin ligase complex
Molecular function (GO): protein binding
Source: RefSeq, a predicted model, not a curated record